Messenger RNA from Homo sapiens (human), 608 nucleotides. RefSeq names its product mitochondrial ribosomal protein L54 (gene MRPL54). Gene Ontology annotation, cellular component: mitochondrion. The record is from RefSeq and is marked reviewed. Lineage: Eukaryota; Metazoa; Chordata; Mammalia; Primates; Hominidae. Bases 20 to 436 code for a protein of 138 amino acids. The transcript has 3 exons.
AAGCUGCCCGCAAUACGUCAUGGCGACCAAACGCCUUUUCGGGGCUACCCGGACGUGGGCCGGCUGGGGGGCCUGGGAGCUCCUAAACCCCGCCACUUCCGGAAGACUCCUGGCCCGGGAUUAUGCCAAGAAACCAGUUAUGAAGGGGGCCAAAUCGGGAAAAGGUGCAGUGACCAGCGAGGCCCUCAAGGACCCCGACGUAUGCACAGAUCCUGUCCAGCUCACCACAUAUGCCAUGGGCGUCAACAUCUACAAGGAAGGGCAGGAUGUACCCCUGAAACCGGAUGCUGAGUACCCUGAAUGGCUGUUCGAGAUGAACUUGGGUCCCCCAAAGACCCUGGAGGAGCUGGACCCCGAGAGCCGGGAGUACUGGCGGCGGCUGCGGAAACAGAACAUCUGGCGCCACAACCGGCUGAGCAAGAACAAGAGGUUGUAGCAUGGAGGGCCCGGCAUCGCUGACCCCCACGCCGAGGGCUUGCCGUUUUCCCGGAGGACGUGGACUUUUGUGAGACAAGAGGCGGCUCCCCAGCCUGGGUUUCCAUGUGACCCCACAGUGGGGCUGGACCAGGGCCCUGGAGGCCAAUAAAGAGCUUUCUGGGUAGACCCUA